AUGGCACGCAUCAACAUCCCCAUCGACGCCCUCUCCGACCGCCUCAACCUCAAAGGCCGCUUCGACACCAUCCGCACACAAUCGAUCGGCAAUCGCUUCGCCAACCUCAAACCCAUCUCCGAAUUCCUCGACAUCAAGCGUCUCUCCAAACCGCGAGACUUUGGCGAGCUGCAGAACCGCGUAAACUACAACCUCUCCUACUUCAGCAGCAACUAUGCCGUCGUCUUCGUCAUGCUUAGCAUCUACAGCCUGCUCACCAACCUCCUCCUGCUCUUCGUCAUCCUCUUCGUCGUGGGUGGCAUGUACGGGAUCAGCAGGCUGCAAGGCUCAGACCUCGAUGUCGGCUUCGCCCGUGCCACCUCUUCCCAACUCUACACCGGCCUGCUCAUCAUCGCCGUACCUCUCGGCAUCUGGGCCUCGCCCAUCUCCACCGUCCUCUGGCUGAUCGGCGCAUCCGGUGUGUCCAUCCUCGGCCAUGCAAGCUUUAUGGACAAGGACGUGGCCGCGUCUUUCUCCGAGGAGGCGGUAUAG
Neohortaea acidophila is the source of this 531-nucleotide messenger RNA. Its product is annotated as COPII vesicles protein Yip3. Lineage: Eukaryota; Fungi; Ascomycota; Dothideomycetes; Mycosphaerellales; Teratosphaeriaceae. The coding region runs from base 1 to 531 and encodes 176 amino acids. The transcript has a single exon. The record is from RefSeq and is a predicted model, not a curated record. Gene Ontology annotation, cellular component: Golgi apparatus.